Molecule: messenger RNA, 8344 nt
Organism: Engraulis encrasicolus (European anchovy)
Lineage: Eukaryota; Metazoa; Chordata; Actinopteri; Clupeiformes; Engraulidae
Gene: tg
Product: thyroglobulin
Exons: 48
Coding region: 90-8189 (2699 amino acids)
Biological process (GO): thyroid hormone generation
Source: RefSeq, a predicted model, not a curated record
AGAGCGGAUCAUCAGUAGGUGAGCAGAGCUCUUGCUGUGGUGUGCUGUGCUGUACUGUGCUGUGCAGCGAGGAGUGCUCAGGACACACCAUGGCUCUCAACUUAUGGUUCAACCUUCUGCUGGUCACCGGCCUGAGUCUCGGCGUCGAAGGAAAGAUCUCAGAGUACCAGCUGGAGACGGAGAGCCUGAGUCAGUGUGAGCUGCUGCGCGGGGCCCGGGGUGCGGAGGAGGGGGGCCAUGUGCCACAGUGCUCAGAGGACGGACGCUUCAGGCAUGUGCAGUGCAGUGCGGUGGGCACCGAGUGUUGGUGCGUGGACUCGGAGGGAGCUGAGCUGCCUGGCAGCAGACAGAAUGGAACAGCCAUCCACUGCCUGACACAAUGCCAGCUGCACAGGCAGCGUGUGUUGAAGAGGGCCGAUGAGGGGGCCAGUGCCCUGCUGCCCCUCUGCACCCCCUCUGGAGACUACCAGGCCAUCCAGUGCCAGCCCACCACAGGGCAGUGCUGGUGCGUGGACCAGGAGGGCAUGGAGAUCUACGGCACGCGGCAGAAUGGCCGACCUGCACGCUGCCCUGGCAGCUGUGAGAUCCGUGAGCGGCGUCUGCUCCAUGGGGUGGGCGAGCCCUCCCCUCCUCAGUGCUCCGGUGACGGCCUCUUCCUACCCGUGCAGUGCAAGCUCAUCAACACCACAGACAGCAUGGUGUUCGACCUGCUCCACCACUUCAACAGACAACCUGCGCUGUUCCAGACAUUCAGUGGGUUCAAGAAAAUGUUCCCUGAGAUCUCCAGCUACUGCUUCUGUGCAGACAGCCGUGGCAGAGAGCUGCCCAGCACAGGCCUGGAGCUGCUUUUGGGGGAGGUGUACGACACAGCCUUCUCAGACACCUCGGCGGGACGCUCCUUCGCCCAGUCCAACAUGUACCGCAUCCUGCAGAGGAGGUUCCUGGCCGUGCAGCUGGCCACCAGCGGCAGAUUCAGAUGCCCCACUCCGUGUGAAAGUGAGAGCUCAGCCGCCUCCAAAGCCGGAAACAUCUUUGUGCCCUCCUGCGAUGCCAACGGAGCGUACGUGCCAACUCAGUGCCAGGCUGGCGGCCAGUGCUGGUGCGUCGGUGCCGAUGGGAAAGAGGUCUUUGGUACCCGUCAACAGGGGCAGCCCAACUGCGGUUCUGGACCAAGGGACUGUGCCUCUGAGAGACGCCAGGCUCUCUCCAGGCUCCUAUCCGGCCCGAUUGCCAUGCCAACUGCAGAUACGCAAGAGGACGGCACCACCCCGCCCCCGAUCUCUGUCUGCAGCCCUGAAUUCCAAGAGCUCAUCUCCAAAUCCGGCCUUCUCCGCUCGCUCCCCGAAUCCGAGCGUUCAGACGUGGGUGACAUCCUAGCAGAGCUGGUGCAGGGCAUGUUCCCCUCGGGGGCUUUGGCUCUGAAGGCCCUGUCCCUCACCCCCAACCCCAAGAGACUGCAGGAGAACCUGUUUGGUGGGAAGUUCCUGAAGAACGCUGGCAACUUCAACUUCACUGGUGCCGUGGGCUCAAGAGGAACCCUGAGCCUCACUCAAGGCUUCAGCCAGAAGAACCAGGCUCUGAUCCAGCUGCUGGGGGCUACGCUGGAGAGCGAGCCAUUCCUCAGCACCCUCCGAGAGGCCAUCACCCUACUCAAGGCGGAGGACAGCACACAGCUCGGCCCGCUGCUCCAGGCCGUGUUUAAGGGCUCCAACCCCGACACCCGAGGGUGCUCUUCUUCUUCUUCUGGGUCGCUGUACGUGCCCCAGUGCGACGAGCAGGGGCAAUUCGAGGAGGUACAGUGCACGGGGUCAGAGUGUUGGUGCGUGACCCCUCAAGGUGAAGAGGUCAUAGGGUCGCGCAGGGUGGGGUCAAGGCCCAGGUGCCCCAGCCGGUGUGAGAGGGAGAGGGACGCGGCCAUCCGAGUCCAGGCCAGCAUGUCUGCAGGUGCGCAGGUCUUCAUCCCCAAGUGUGAGGAGGGGAGCGGGGCGUACGUGCGGCGGCAGUGCCUGGGGCAGGGCUGCUUCUGUGUGGACAGACUGGGCAGCAGGCUCAGCUCCCCAUCACAGGGGACCACGGAGCAGUGUCCUACAGACUGCCAGUCUAGUGCAGCGGAGGCCUUCCUUCGCAUCGUUCACUCUGCCCUCUCCGACCCCCAGUCCGCCCCCUCCAGCAUCUCUGACGUCUACAUCCCACGCUGCACCCCUGAUGGCCGCUGGCACCCCGUCCAGUGUGACGGCCCCCCUGCACAGGCUUUUGACUUCUACACCCAGUGGAUACAGCUCAACAACGCUGGCCAGGACCUCUCUGUGUCCGACCUCCUGGCUCUCCUGAGGGCGUACGGUACCAACCCUGCCGUCACCUCAUCCUUCGGUGGCUUCCUGGCGGCUCUGUUCCAGGCUGGCCACCAGAAGGUGUUCCCUGCUCUCCAGGGCUUUGGCUCGUUUGCUGGGCUUCCCCAGGAGGUGGUGGAGGGGCGUGCGGACGCGGUCUCUGGCCCCUCCGUCCUCCUCAACCCCUUGGCGGUGUGGAGGCUCCUGAGGGGGGAGGUGGAGCGCUACCCCGGCCCCUUGUCGGAUUUCAGCCUUCCCCUGGGGCACCUGGACCUCCGCCAGUGCUGGUGCGUUAGUCCCAUGGGAGACGUGGUGCCCAACACCAAAGCAGCACUCGACCAGGCCCCAAGAUGUCCAGGCUCUUGCUCGCUGGCCGAGCAGGAGGUUACUCAAUUCCUGGCCAAGGCCGAGGAGCUCAUCUCUGCGUCCAACGCCACUCAUGUUCCCUUGGGCUACAGCUACCUGCUGGCGGCGGGGGUGCGGCUGACCCCCCAGGAGCUGCUGUUGUCAUCACCAUCAUCAUCAGAUGCCCCUACUGGAGCCCAGCUCUCUGAGGCGCUGCUCAGCCACUCCAGCUCUGCUCUGCAUCUGGCUGCUCACUCUACACUUCAGUUCUACUGGCAGACUCGGCUGAUGUCUGGUGUGGGGAGGGAGAGUCUGGUGCUGGGUUACCAGCCCUACCGGCCCCAGUGUGACGGCCAGGGUCACUGGCUCUCUCAGCAGUGCCACCCCAGCACAGGUCAGUGUUGGUGUGUGGAUGACGAAGGACGAUACAUCACUGGAUCUCUAAGCAGCCACUCCGCACAGCCACUUCAAUGCCCAAGCAAGUGCCAGCGGGCUCAGAGUGCCUCCUUCCUCUCUGAUUGGGCAAAGCCAACCAGUGACAUCACUUCCUCUUUCAGCCCCAGCUGUGAUGAGAAUGGCCAGUUCACUGUGCUUCAGACAGAAGGCUCUUCAGCCUGGUGUGUUGAUGCUGUGAGCGGCGAGAGCAUCCAGCCUGCUGUCCUGAGCACCAAUGGAGACUACACAUGCCCAGGAUGGUGUGCAUUGCAGAGAGCUGGAGCCCAGGCCAGAGAGGUGGGUCUGGGCUUUGAGCCCGAGUGUGCCCAGGAGGGGGCGCUCUUCUCAGCGCUGCAGUGUGACCAGGCUGACUGCUGGUGUGUUUCCGAGGACAGUGGCAUGGAGCUGCCGGGGACGCGCACCUCACGCCACAGCGGCCAGGUCCCCAGCUGCGACCGACCUCAGUGCCCUCUCCCAUAUGGAGCUGCCAGCGUGUCUCAUGGCGCUGUAGUGUGUCGUCCAGACCAGCAGGGGCAGCAGAGGUGUGAGGUGCAGUGCCACCACGGAUAUGCCAACGUCUUCCCGUCCGCCAGCUUCCUGUGUGACCCCAGCACUGAAAUCUGGCUCUCCGGAGUGCCACUGGCUCACGCAUGCCAGCGCUCCCAGGUGUUCCAGGUAGUGAGUAGUGGCGCCACCCUGCAGGCGUCCCUGAAGUCAGGUCAAAGGUCAUGUGAUGCCCAGCGCUCUGAGCUGCAGUCCUCCCUGCUGAGGGACAUGAGGGCCACAGGCCUUUGCAGUGUACAGCUGCCAGGGCCUGGUCGGAUGGAAGGCGUGUCUGUGUGUGACGAGUCGUCUGUGUCUGUGGAGUGUGUGAGCGACGAGCAGCUGAAGGCUCGCUUCACCCUCACCGCGCACCUCUCAGACCUGCCCUCCGCUGCACUCCCAGACCUGCAUGACGUUGACACGGCCCUGAGUAGCGAGAAACUCCUGAGCGGGCUGCUGGAUCUGAUUGGAGGAGAGCUGUACCAGUCCUUGCUGUCGGCCAACCAGGCGGAGGCCUCCGUCUCCGAGCCGAACUUCAGCUGUGCCGCAGGCUUCCAGAAGACUCCAGAUGCCAGUGGCUGUGUGGUGUGUCCUGAGGGCACCUUCUCCAGUGCUGCGCUCUGCUCUCCAUGCCCACGUGGCACCUACCAGGAGCGGGCAGGCCAGAGCCAGUGCACACUCUGCCCCGCGGGCACCACUACCACUGCGCCAGGGGCGCUCAGUGCCACCCAGUGUGGGACUCCAUGCCAGCUGAGUGGGAUGAAGUGCUCAGAGGCAGGGGACUUCCUCUCCGCACAGGAAGACGUCCCGUCAGGCAGGUGGCAGUGCGUGACACGGGACGGGCAGCCGUUGCCAUGGACAUCUGCCGAGGAGCCAAUCACAGAACUGGACUGUGCAGCUCUGCGGGGCUUUGAUGCCGUGCCUGACUCCCAGCUGCUCCUUGGCACCCAGGAUUCCAUCCUGCUCCGUUCGGAGACUGGAGACCUGCCCCUGGAGAAACACCUCAGGAAGUGCAUUAAGGAGUGCUCUGAGGAUGCGUCGUGUCAGCAUGUGGCUGUGUACAGUGCCGAGGGCCAAGCUCACUGUGACUCCUACAGCACAGACGCAGCCAAUGUGGAGUGCAGCACUUCAGAGCCAACCAAAGGCUUCCUGGGUAACCCCUCAGCGGAGCUCUACCAGAGUCUGAGCUGUUCCCUGAAGCUGAGGACGGCCCGACAGCCCAACCUCACCGUGCUCAGGAAGAAGGGUCACGAGUUCUCGAGCGUGGUGGGGCGGAGGACGUUUGAGCGUUUGCCGUUCCGCAAGGCCGGCUCUGGGGUGUACCGCACGGUAGUGGUGGCCGCAGCCGGGGGCGCUGAGCUGGCGGACGCAUACCGAUUCUGCGCAGACGUCUGCAGUCAGGAGGCAUGCUGCGACGGAUUCAUCCUCAACCAGAACGUACUUAACGGAGGUUCCCUGAUGUGUGGUCUCCUGAGCCAGCCUGACGUGCUGCUGUGCAGUGAGGCGGACUGGGACGUGUCUGGCCAGGGCCGCUCGAGCAGAACCUGCGGAGCUGGAGUCCAGUACAGCAAACAGAACAAACGCUUCACCUUCAACUUUGGCGGACAGAUCUUCAACAUCACUGACACAGCAUUGCCAGCAUCUAGCAAAAACAAAACUGACUACCAGGCCUCCAUCAUUGGCUUCCAGCAAGUCUACCUAUGGAAAGAGACGGACAUGAGCACCCGGCCCAAGACCUCAUCCUGUGUCAGCAGCCGGCCUGAAACUGUCUCUGGAGCACUUUUAUCAGAUGCCGUUCUGCAGUCGUUUGGUUCCCUGGAGGCCAGUGAGGUUGAGGUGGCUGCUGGGAGGGUCGUGCCCAGCCAACAGUACUGGGUCUUCAAGCACCAGUUCAACCUGGAGCAAGCACAACUCUGGUGCCUUCAACGCUGUGAGGAAGAGGAGCUGUGCCACAUGUCUGAUCUGCGUGAUGAAGGCCCCUUGUACUUCCUGUGUGAGCUGUUCCCAGACACCCGCGUGUGUGGAGCCUAUGACAAGCCCCUGAGGCAGGCCUGCAGCCUGCAGCUCUCCAGAGCUCCCCAGAGGGCCCACCAGAAAACAGUUGACCUGAGUGGCAGUGUGGAGAGCUUCUACUCACGUACGCCUUUUAGGAAGAUGGUGUCCUACUCUGUUCGCAGCAGGGUGAACCUGUCAGCUAAGCCCAUCACAGAGGGAUUCUUUGAGUGUGAGCGCCGCUGUGACGAGGACCCGUGCUGCCGUGGCAUCGGCUAUGUGAAGGACACGGCUGCAGCAUCCUCCAACCCUGAGCUGCUGUGCCUGACUCUGAACAGCCUGGGCAUUCAGACGUGUGGGGAGGACGACCGCACCAGCUGGAGGGUACAAGACUGCAGCCCCUCCAAGGUGGAGGCCCAGACCUACCCAUUCGGCUGGUAUGAGAAACCAGUAAACCAGUGGACCAAAAGCCCCAGCCUGUGCCCCAGCUUUGGCCUACGUACUCCCUCAAAGGAUGUGAACAUGAUGGACUGGAAUCUGCUGCAGCCGUCUUCGGUGCUGGUGGACCCAUCUGUCUCAACGUUUGACAUCGUGCACAUCAGCAAAGACAUUGCAGAGAAUGCAGACAAGGUGACAGAAUGGUGUCUAGCAGCUUGUGAGGAGAGUGCUUCCUGUAUGGCGGUGAGCGUGGAGAGCAGGGACUCGGCCUCGCGCUGCAUCCUGUAUCCUGACACACACACCUGCAUUCCCACUGGGCAUGCUCACGACUGCCGCCUGCGAAUCAGAGAGGCCGCAUCUCAGGUGUACCUCCGAACUGCUGUGAAGCAGGACAUGAGCUCGGUGGAGAUCCCUGGUCAUGGGCAGCUCCUGGGCCAGUCUGUGGUCACAGCUGUGGGCUCCGACAGGAAAACAGUCUGGCAGUUCCUGGGUGUUCCUUACGCCCAACCACCAAUCAACACUCUCCGAUUUAGCCCGCCUCAGCCAGCUGAUUGGUCCGGCUCUUGGAAUGCUACCUUCCUAAGGCCUAGUUGCAUGCUGCCUGGAGUGACCUCUGGCUCCAGUGAGGACUGUCUCUACCUGAAUGUGUUUGUCCCCGCCGGUCGGAGGGACUCUCCAGUCCUGGUGUUCUUCCACAACCCCUCUGGCCUCCUGGAUGGCUCUUACCUGGCUGCUGAGGGCAACGUCAUCGUGGUCACGGCCGGUUACAGGGCGUCUGCCUUUGGCUUCCUCAGCACAGGUUCAGACAGCGGCCCGGAGAACUAUGGCCUGCUGGACCAGUUGGUGGUUCUAAAGUGGGUCCAGAAGAACAUCGCUCAGUUUGGGGGCGACCCGAGACAGGUGACGCUGGGCGCUGAGAGGAACGGAGCAGACAUAGCCAGUCUUCACCUCAUAUCCUCAGCCUCCUCAGGCCUCUUCAGACGAGCACUACUCAUGGGCGGCUCCAUCUUCUCCCCAGCGGUGGUGCAGAGUCGCCUCAGAGCCCAGGAGCAGAGCUCAUCUCUGGGUAGAGAGUUGGGCUGCUCCUCCACCGAGCCCACCCAGCUACUGGCCUGCCUCAGAGCUGCCCCUGCCCUCGCCAUCAACACUGCACAGACCAAGCUGUUGGCAGUGAGCGGGCCGCUGCAGGCCUGGUCCCCUGUGGUGGACGGCCUCUCUGUGAAGGAGGCUCCAGCCUCAGCUCUCCACAGCUCUCGCUUCCACAGGGCUGACCUACUAUUGGGCUCCUCCAUCCAGGACGGACUCAUCAGUCGAGCACGCAACAUUAAGAGGUUUGAGGAGCUGCAGGGGAGAGCGGACAGUAAGACUGCCUUCUACGAGGCCCUGUCUAACUCCCUGGGUGGCCCAGAGGCCAGUGCCUUUGUCAAGGAGGCCGCCUCCUGGUUCUACUCCCUCCACCACGCACCCAGCCCCGUCGGGUACCAGAUCUUCUCUCGUGCCCUCGAGAAUGCCACCAGAGAUCUUUUCAUCAUCUGUCCAGCUAAGAAGAUGGCUGAGUUUUGGGCCUCCAACACCAAAUCAAACGUCUUCAUGUACCACCUGCCUGAGGAAAUGACCCACACCAGUGUUGAUCUGUCUAUGCCCCUGGAUGUGCAGCUGAUGUUUGGGCUGCCCCAUAACACUGCCACCCAGCAGCUGUUCUCCAAUCAGGACAGAACCCUCUCCACACAGAUCAUGACCUACAUGACCAACUUCAUCAAGACUGGUAAUCCCAACGCUCCGCUCUCUCUGCCGCGGGUGUCGUUUGCGGCGCUGCUGCCUGCGUGGCCACGUGUGCUGGCUCAGCCUGCUGGAGGAGACAACUACAAGCUCUUAGCUGGAGCCCUCGCUAACGGCCAGGCGCUGCGCAUAGCAGAGUGCUCCUUCUGGAACCACUACGUGCCUGCUCUGAAGAGCGCCACUGCCAACUUCUCCCUGGACACUGCAGUGGCUGAAUCCACAGCUGUUGAAGCUCCAACGCCAGACACUAAGCUAGUAGCAGCUUUCCAAGACGUGGUGACACUGACACCAGAGAAACCCAAGUCUGAGAAGGAUUCCUACAGUUAAAAUGCUGGACUACUUUGACCUAUAAAUAAUCUUCAAUCCUCACUACACACACACACGCAUCAAAUUAAGCAGUUAUCAACACUUAAUCAUGGAUCACUCAUUACCUCCAAUCAACUUGUGCAAAUUCAACAAUAAAGUGCAUUGAAAUGAAAGCA